AUGGUCGAAGAGUGUCAGCGCCAACUCGAGGAUGAUGAACUGUCGAGCUUCGCCCGUGAGCUCCGUGAUCUACCCGCCCUCUACAUAGACUCACUCCGUAGAACGCCUACGAUGGAUUCUAGUCUAGACUCCAUCCGCGCUGCCUGGGGUAGCCCAAAACGCCACUCCGAGCGUUUCUUGGAAUUCGAGUCCAGCCACGAAAACGAAGAAGCCCCCGAGACUCAUCCCUCUAGGUUUCCUAAGGCCUCUGAGCGAUACACAGCCCAGAGUAGCACACGCUCUCCGAACUUGGGCUGUGACUGA
Molecule: messenger RNA, 303 nt
Organism: Fusarium verticillioides 7600
Lineage: Eukaryota; Fungi; Ascomycota; Sordariomycetes; Hypocreales; Nectriaceae
Exons: 3
Coding region: 1-303 (100 amino acids)
Source: RefSeq, a predicted model, not a curated record